AUGGCUGCCAUGUUCAGCAACGCCCGUUCCACGACGUCCUCAUCAGGACACAUCGUCGAAUUCAAGGCAGGUCGUUCUCGUCUCGAUGCCGGAUCCGCUGACACCAUGCGCAAGGUUGUUGCCGAGCCAACCAAAGGACUGGUCUACAUAAAGCAGAGCAACGAUAUGCUCAUUCAUUUCUGCUGGAAGAAUCGCGAGACUGGCGCUCUUGUCGAUGAUCUCAUCAUCUUCCCAGAUGAUGCCGAGUUCAAGGCUGUGACCGGAUGCCCAGAUGGCAAGGUCUAUAUGCUCAAGUUUAGGUCGUCGGGAGAGAUGAAGCUCUUCUGGCUGCAGGAUUCGACUCCAGAUGUUGAUAAGGAUCUUGUGAGGAAGGUCAAUGACGCUUUGAAUAAGCCACCAACUUCCCGUCCUUCGGCUUCCCGCUCCAGCGGAUCUACCACCAACGCUGAUCGUCCAUCUGCUGGAGGAUCAUCUAUCAUGUCUGGAAACGACUUCAAUGCUCCAUUGGGAGGACUUGAUCAAGGACAACUGAUGUCGCUUAUACAAUCUCUUCAAGGCAAUUCCUCGGACUCUUUGCCACUCACUGCUGGCUCUGGAGCAGCUCCGUCUUCUGAAGCGGAUUGUGAGCCAACUGCUGGCGAGGGAUCGUCGAAUCCUCUCUCGUUGGACAACCCAGCGAUUCAGAACAUUUUCAAAAAUUUGGGACAACAACAGAAGCGACAAGGAGGAGUUUCCGCGUCGUUGGGAGAGGCUCUCGCCAACUCCACUGUUGCUGAUGUGGCCAAGAAUCAUGCUGAUGAGCUUGCUCAGCACCUUCCAGCGUCUGAUGAUCCAGCUAAAGAGCUUGCCGAUACCGUGAGAACGCCACAAUUCAGACAAGCUGCUGACACUCUUGGACAUGCUCUUCAAACUGGUCAAUUGGGACCAGUUCUCUCUCAGUUUGGUAUGAACGAUGAGACCAUCGCAGCUGCCACCCAAGGAGACCUUCGCAAGUUUGCCACCAAUCUGACUAAGGCUGAAGGAGGAGAGCAGGAUAAGUCAGCUGAAGAGAAUCCAGAAGACGACGUUGCUCGCGAGCCAGAAGCCAAGCGCAACCGUCCAGACAACGAGGACAUGGACGUCGAUUAA
Messenger RNA from Caenorhabditis briggsae, 1128 nucleotides. Lineage: Eukaryota; Metazoa; Nematoda; Chromadorea; Rhabditida; Rhabditidae. Gene Ontology annotation, cellular component: cytoplasm; nucleus; proteasome regulatory particle, lid subcomplex. Gene Ontology annotation, biological process: ubiquitin-dependent protein catabolic process. Bases 1 to 1128 code for a protein of 375 amino acids. The record is from RefSeq and is a predicted model, not a curated record. The transcript has 3 exons. Gene Ontology annotation, molecular function: endopeptidase activator activity; ubiquitin binding; proteasome binding.